Orbilia oligospora ATCC 24927 is the source of this 732-nucleotide messenger RNA. RefSeq lists its product as uncharacterized. Lineage: Eukaryota; Fungi; Ascomycota; Orbiliomycetes; Orbiliales; Orbiliaceae. The transcript has a single exon. The record is from RefSeq and is a predicted model, not a curated record. Bases 1 to 732 code for a protein of 243 amino acids.
AUGACAUCCCCUCUUGUCAAUAUAUUCGUCGCUCCGGGCCUCUACUUAGCGCCCGAAGAUGUCGCAGGCGGCCCACCUGGUAUUGAAAGAUGCGGCGGCCCAGACAGAUAUUGCUACUUAGCACCGGCAAACCUCACAGGUAUAUGCGGCACAUGGCUCGGCCUUUCUGACCACUGCUGCUGGGUCGCAACCGUAGACGACUACAGGGCAUGUGGAGGCAUCUCUGGCAUUCGCGAUACUCCUUUCGAUCGAUUCGGUUCCUCAGACGCAUUCAAUUCUACCGGUAGUACCUGCCCAUCGGGAAACUUUAAGUUCUUCGAUUAUGAGGAGGUAGGCGGUACAAUUGCAGCAUGCUGUCCAAACGGCCAGACCGGUCAAGCGUUUUUCAUUACUGGGGCUAGUGAUAAUACCCAAUACAUCCUUGACGGUAUCAGGUGUGGAACUUUCGAUGUUCCAGGUGGAGUGCAAGUCCCGAUGACUGAACCUGUCCCCACCUCUACCUCAGGGAACGGGGGGUCUAUCUCUACCUCGGGGAAUGGGGGUUCAACUAGUUCGCGCGGCCCUAAUUCUUCACCUCCAACUACUGCAGCUCCGACGGGCGCGGGCACUACAUCAUCUACUGGUGGGCCGGCGACUACAACUUCGGGUUCCACAGCGAACAGAGUAUCAAUAAUGUCAUAUUUGGUUGUCGGAUCGUUUAUCUUCGGCCUUUUCUUCGGAGGAAAUUUGUAG